CACACACACACACACACACACACACACACACACAGUGAGCUGGAUUAGUCUCAGUUAAUAUCAAUAAGAUGAAGCUGGCGAGGCGUGUCUGAUCCCAGGCCAGUACAAAAGCCUCCCGAGGGUGCCCACCUCUCUCUUAGGUCCCAGAGUCGUGCGUCUGUGAGAAGCGAAAACGCUCGCCUGCACAGCAGACCGGUUGGGCUUUCCUGACAGAUUUAGCUCACGCCCAAACAGGCGGCUCUCAGCUCGGCGAUGGGGAAUUCAACGGGGUGCACCGUGGACGACCUGCAGGCUGUGGAAAUGCACCUGUGGUAUAAGAAGUUCAUGACCGAGUGUCCAUCCGGUCAGCUCACGCUGCACGAGUUCAAGCAGUUCUUCGGGCUGAGAGGUCUGGACCCAGAGGCCAACGCUUACAUCGAGCAGAUGUUUCGCACUUUUGACAUGAACAAGGAUGGUUACAUAGACUUCAUGGAGUAUGUGGCCGCUCUCAGUCUUGUAAUGAGAGGCAAGAUGGAGCACAAACUGCGCUGGUAUUUCAGGCUUUACGACGUUGACGGCAAUGGCUGCAUAGACCGACACGAGCUCCUCAAUAUCAUCAAGGCCAUCCGCGCCAUCAAUGGAAGCGAGUCGCAGGAAUUGAGUGCCGAGGAGUUCACAAACCGAGUGUUCGAUAGGAUCGACAUCAACGGAGACGGGGAGCUGUCACUCGAGGAGUUCGUAGCGGGGGCCCGGAGCGACGAGGAAUUUAUGGAGGUCAUGAUAAAGAGCUUAGACCUUUCGCACAUCGUGGCGAUGAUCCACAACCGGAGACACAGCGUCUGAGAGACAGCCCGCAUGCGGUUCUCCCUAGGAGUCUCAGCUAAUUCUGAAAGCACUUUAAAGCACAAACAGUCACUUCAAACCGAGAUAAAGGGGCCAAGAAAUUAAACUGGUGUGGGACGUCCCGCAUCUAAUAAACUGACUGUUUCCCAAAAACGGCCUUCUCUCGCUCAGCAGAAAGAGGCUUCACGGGAAAAGAAUCAGAAUGAUGUGGAUGUCCGUUUAUAGAGUUUUAUUUUUUGUUACUUUAUUAUUAACAGCAAAAAAAAAAGAUGUAACAUUUCUUUUUAUGUACAUUCAUCAUUUGUAUUAGACGCCUCAGAGAAACACAUUCCUAAAUCUUUGACUGAUAAGUGUGUAACAAAUACGUUUGAUCAAAAUUUUGGGGCCCUCAAGGCUACAUAAAAACAAGUGAUAUUGUAAAACAAUUGCAAUUCAAAACAAUGGGUUUUUUUGUCUUUUACAUUUUUAUAUUUUAAAAUAUGGUUUAUUGUCAAAUCUGAAUAUUUAGGGUUAGCUGAUUUUUUUUGGUACUAUAAAAUGGUCAACUUUUAAUAAUUCCAUCUUUUUUUAAACAGCAUUUUAAAACGUGUCUCAGUUAAUAUAAGGUUAAUCAACCAACCUCAUAUUAAUUGAAUUUCAUUUAAUACACACUUGUUAAAACGGUCUUCAGUUAUAUUCCACUGCAUGUCUUCUUAUAUAUAUAUAUAUAUAUAUAUAUAUAUAUAUAUCAUAUACUGUAUUUACUAAUAUUGCAUAUUAUCUUAUACCUUUGCAGUGUUUAAGAACGAAACUGGCUUGUUCUGCAUUCGCAUAGACAUGUUAUAAGGGUGCCUUCUGUUGUAGGACCACAGGGCCUACUUUAAGCUUGUUAAUGAACUGCUUGUGCUUCCCUUCGGACAUUAAAAACAAAAACAACUGACGCUGUCGUGAGUCCAUGCAUGCAUCAACAUACGGCAGACACCCAAACGACCCUUUGCCCUGAGCCUCCACCCUCCAUUCAAACUCCGUCAGCGCGCGAGAAAACACACGAGUCACAUUCGGAGCCUUUUUAGCCGCGGUCCCUCAGUUUCCAUGACAACCGCAAUCUAUUACCAUGGAGACCUUGUGAGUCAGACGCAGCGACAGUAACCUCAGAAAAGCCGAAUUAACAGACGGCGAUACUAAAAGCCUAAAAUUUCAAUUAAUC
Messenger RNA from Puntigrus tetrazona (Sumatra barb), 2008 nucleotides. RefSeq names its product guanylate cyclase activator 1A (gene guca1aa). The transcript has 4 exons. The record is from RefSeq and is a predicted model, not a curated record. NCBI's taxonomy places the organism in Eukaryota, Metazoa, Chordata, Actinopteri, Cypriniformes, Cyprinidae. The coding region runs from base 253 to 822 and encodes 189 amino acids. Gene Ontology annotation, molecular function: calcium sensitive guanylate cyclase activator activity; calcium ion binding.